CUGCGAUGUAGGAGGAUGAUGACAGGAGAGAGGAGGCGGCGGGGGGGGGCAGCCAGUGAGCGUGCCGAGUGAAAGAGUGAGAGAGCGAGAGGGACAGGGCAGAGGGAGCGUGAGCGACUGAAAAGGUGAGAUAAGCAGAGAGAGCAGCAUCUCUUGAGCGCGUUCGGCUUGCAGCAGAUCAGGAGGCAGGAAGGCGGAGCAGAGGGGAGAGCACCAGCACCUCAAGGGGGCGUCACCACAUCUCUCUCUCUCUCUCUCUCUCUCUCUCUCUCUCUCUCUCUCAGACACACACUUACACAUCACACAUUUGUGAGGAGGCGUGAGGCUCAGCAGGAGGGACACCACAUACACGCACGCUGUUUUGCUGGCUUAGCUGUGCUUUGGAGAGCUGUCUCUUGAAGACUGGACCAGAGCUGUAUCCAUCACUUCAUCCAUCCUGGCCUUCCUUCCUGCUUUCCAUUCCUCCCAACACAGAAGCAGCUCUCCUUCACCCACCACUCGACCAUUUGGACUGAUUUGCUCUCUGUCAUUCGUCUAACCUCUGAUCUCUUUGUAACCAACUCUCUAGCUUUCACUCCAUUCAGCCAAGAAAUCAGGAGACACAAGAAAAUAACCGACCAACUGAGAUACCGACCUUGCGACCGCAAUCAUGAACUUCCUCCGGCGCCGUCUCUCUGACAGCAGCUUCAUGUCCAACCUGCCCAACGGCUACAUGACAGACCUCCAGAGGCCUGACCCACCUGCUCCUCCUCCCCCCACCGCGUCCUCCCCUUCCCAGCAGGGUGCAGACCCAACCACGGCGCCCGCCCCAGCCCAGUCCGAGAGCAAAUCUCCAGCAACGUCCCAGGCGCCAGCCAGCUCUCCCGCAGCUCAGGAGCGGCGUCUGAGUCAGCUGGCUCAGCAGCCCCAACAGGCCCAGUCAGGCUCCUCCGGCGGUUCCUCUGGCUUCUUCAGCUCCUUCAGCUCCAUCACCAACGUGGUCAAACAGACGGCUGCGUCCGCCGCCGGGUUUGUGGAGCAGUCGGCUCCCUCUCCCUCCCUUUCCAAGAAGUUCAAGAUCCUGUUGAUCAUUGAUGAGCCACAGCAUGAGUGGGCCAAAGUGUUUCGGGGAAAGAAGGUCCUUGGUGAUUACGACAUCAAAGUGGAGCAGGCUGAGUUCUCAGAGGUCAACCUCAUCUCACAUUCAAAUGGCACCUGUAACGUGGACAUGCAGGUCAUCAGGGGUGGGACCAGAGUGGUCAGGUCUUUCAGGCCUGACUUUGUCUUGGUGCGCCAGCACGCCUUCAGCAUGGCCCAGAACGAGGAUUUUAGGAACUUGAUCAUCGGUCUGCAGUAUGCCGGCGUCCCCUCAGUCAACUCUCUGGACUCCAUCUACAACCUCUGCGACAAACCUUGGGCUUUUUCCCAGCUGGUCAAUAAUCAGAAGAGGCUGGGUUCGGAUAAGUUCCCUCUCAUUGAUCAGACUUUCUACCCCAACUACAAAGACAUGAUUACAACACCAAGUUUCCCAGUAGUGGUGAAGAUCGGACACGCCCACUCUGGAAUGGGAAAGGUCAAAGUGGACAAUGUGAGUGACUUCCAGGACAUUGCAAGUGUGGUGGCCAUCACUCAGACCUACUGCACUACAGAGCCAUUUGUAGACGCCAAGUACGACAUCAGGGUCCAGAAAAUCGGCGCUGACUACAAAGCAUACAUGCGAACAUCCAUCUCUGGUAAUUGGAAGAGCAACACCGGAUCUGCCAUGUUGGAACAAGUAGCCAUGACUGACAAGUAUAAGCUGUGGGUUGAUACCUGCUCAGAGAUCUUCGGAGGGCUGGAUAUCUGUGCUGUCAAAGCCAUCUGUGGCAAGGAUGGUAAUGACUACAUUACUGAGGUUGUGGGUUCAUCUAUGCAAUUGAUUGGUGAUCACCAGGCAGAGGACCGUCAGCUCAUCUCAGAGGUGGUGCUGGCUAAGAUGAACCAAGCACUUGCUGCCAGGUCAUCUAGUGCUUCCCGCUCACCUGCUCGCUCCCCACAAGGCCAUAAGCCAACUACUGUGCAGCCCCAACAGGUUGCUGCCCUUAAGGAAGGACUGGCAGAUCCAAACAGGACCUCGGGACAGCGCCCUCAACCUCAAGGUGUACCAGUGAAAUCCCAGAGUGUAGAGCCAUCAUCAGAGUCAGCUAAGAGAGCAUCUGAACCAGUACCAAAGCCCAGCCAGGCCCAGAAACCUGGUCCAGGUCCAGCUCAGAAACCAGCCCAGGCUCAGAAGCCAAGCCCAGUCCAGAGGGCCGCUUCAGUCACAAAGCCUCCAGUACCGAGGCCUCCCCCAAUGACGAGAGCCCCAUCCGUCACAAGGUCGGCCCCAGGUUCUGCUUCCACCCCAGCCCCAGCCAAAGCUUCACCGUCAUCCCCAGCUAAAGCAGCCGCAGCAGCUCCAGGCUCCCCCCCAACCAAAGCAGCAGCAGCCACAGCUCCAGGCUCCCCUCCAGCCUUGGCUGCAGCCCCAGCUCCAGCCCCAGCCUCUCCCCCAGCCUCAGCUCCUACCACAGAGCAGCCCAAACCCCAGCCUCAGGGCUCCCCAUCCCCAGCUCCUGGCAAACCAAAAGAGCUGCCUCCCAAACCCACACCACCUGCAAAGCCCAUCCCUCCUGUACGCAGGAAUUCAAGGCCUCAGCUCCAGCCAAAGCCGCAAACCCCGCCUCCUCCCAAAGCUUCACCUAAAUCCCAGCACGCUGCCCAAGCCCCAGAACCCACUCAGGCCUCGGAUACUGCCUCAGCCCCAGCACAGGUUCAGUCCCCAGCCAAAGUCAGCCAGUCCCCACCUCAUGUCCAGUCUCCAGCUAAGGCUCUGCCCCAGGCCAAGCCGGCCUCUCCUUCCCCAAACCCUGAGCCUGUCCCAGAUGAAGCAGCCAUGGCCCCAGCUGAGGCUGCCGCGGCCCCCAAUGAGGCCCAGGCCCCUGUGGAAGAACAGCCAGCAUCCCAGCAAAAGACCCACCCUCUGCUGAAUAAGUCCCAGUCCCUGACCAAUGCCUUCAACGCCUUCAGCGACUCCUCUUUCUUCCGCGGGGUCUCAAGCUCUGGAAGUGACGGCCAAGAUGAGGCGAAGGCUGAGACCAUUCGCAACCUCCGAAAGUCCUUUGCCAGCCUUUUCUCUGACUAGACACAGCCGAAACCAUAGUCAGCCCCUUAUUGAUUCUGGCCCCCCUUUUACUAAUGGCCAGUGAUGACCUGAUUGACAUUAAAUGUAAACCAGUUUGAGAUUAAACUUUGUGUGUUAACUGUACUGUUUUCCCUCCGUCCCAUUCCCUUUUCUCUACUUCCAGCUUCUCUGUGUGAGUAACAGUGAUGCCUGCUGGGUAGGAUA
Molecule: messenger RNA, 3346 nt
Organism: Siniperca chuatsi (mandarin fish)
Lineage: Eukaryota; Metazoa; Chordata; Actinopteri; Centrarchiformes; Sinipercidae
Gene: syn2b
Product: synapsin IIb
Exons: 13
Coding region: 650-3142 (830 amino acids)
Biological process (GO): neurotransmitter secretion
Cellular component (GO): synaptic vesicle membrane; synaptic vesicle
Molecular function (GO): ATP binding
Source: RefSeq, a predicted model, not a curated record